GUUUUCAUUAUCUUAUGACUUAUUUAUUGUUUAUUUUAAUGUUAAUUGGCUUUGCACUUCAUAUCAUAUUUAGAUUAUCAUCUUAUCGUACAGAGGUAAUAUACAAUUUCGAUGGCAUUCUCAAAGUGUAAGAGCGGUACAGCGAUAGUAGAAGAAACCCGACUUUCGGAUCCUCAACAUAGUAUUAAGGGGCCUGCAGAGUUACUGAGGGAACCUACAUUAGAAGAAGUAGCCUCUUACAUAAAGGAAAUCAAACCUUUAAAAAUAGUAGUGAUAUCAGGCGGAAGGAUAUCCACCCCGCUCGGCAUCCCUGACCUUCGAAGCCCUGAUGUAGGAUUUUAUCACGCCCCUUUCGAUGGGGAAUGUUACUGCUGCGACGUUUUGGACAGGGAGUACUUUAUAAAAAAUCCUGCUCCUUUAUAUCAACUUACAUCUUUCAUUUUGGAACAAACUUAUCGACCAACGUUCAGUCAUUAUUUCAUCUCAUUCCUAGAGCACAAGAAGUUGCUCCUGAAAAAUUACACGCAGAACAUGGACGAUUUAGAAAAAAUAGCAGGGGUUACCAGAUAUACACAGGUUUACGGCAGCUUCUAUUCAUUCGUGUGCAUCAAGUGUAAAAAAGAAUAUUCCGUAGAAUGGGCCCAAAAACGGCUUUUUAUGAAGAAGAUAAUGAUGUGCACGAAUUGCGCUUCGCUAAUAAAACCUAACAUAUUAUUGAACGGGGAAGAAUUUCCAUUGGAUAUUCAUGAAGAAUUUGAAGAAGAUAUGAAGAAUUGCAAAUUGUUAAUAGUUCUAGGCUCCACCCUGAGUACUGAACCUUCGGCCACUAUAUUGCGUGGAAUCGAUGUUAAAUUUCCCAGAGUCUUCAUAAAUGACGUGGAACCAUACGAUUUCUCCGAUUAUCAUUUCUAUUGUGAUCACGAGCACAACGAUGUUAUGUGGUUAGGCGACAUCGAUAGCACCUGCAAGAAACUAGUAAAACUGAUGGGAUGGUGUCAGGAACUGCAUGAGUUUGCGGAAGAUAAAUUGAUGGAACCAGGAGAAUGUGAGACAAAUAUUUAACAAAUAUUUUUAAUCACUUAAUGUGAUUAUCACAUUUACCAAUUCUGAGCUAAUAUAAUUUAAUCAAGUAUCUCUUCACUAACUAAUUGUAUCAAAUAUCAUAUUUGCGAUUUCUAAAUUUUCCAUUACAUCUACGCAUUGACAUUUUAUUUUGUUUAUGUUGAAAAUAAAAUAAUUCUUCGGUAUAGGAGGAGA
Molecule: messenger RNA, 1257 nt
Organism: Nezara viridula (southern green stink bug)
Lineage: Eukaryota; Metazoa; Arthropoda; Insecta; Hemiptera; Pentatomidae
Source: the annotation of a GenBank genome assembly